Messenger RNA from Naegleria gruberi, 1821 nucleotides. RefSeq lists its product as uncharacterized. Gene Ontology annotation, molecular function: peptide receptor activity; guanylate cyclase activity. Gene Ontology annotation, biological process: intracellular signal transduction; cGMP biosynthetic process; receptor guanylyl cyclase signaling pathway. NCBI's taxonomy places the organism in Eukaryota, Heterolobosea, Eutetramitea, Acrasida, Naegleriidae. Bases 1 to 1821 code for a protein of 606 amino acids. The transcript has a single exon. The record is from RefSeq and is a predicted model, not a curated record.
AUGGAAUCCGAAGAGUUACUAGAGUUACACGAAAAUUUGAUUAAUGUUUCUUCUGAAUUGUUGGAUUUGUGGAAUCUUCUUAUAUUUGGUGACUACACCAAAGGGCAAACACCUAUCCUAUUAAGAUAUGGAAAAGUUGAUGACAUGAUUCAAGGACACGGUUGCUCGCAAUUGACCAAUUCAACUCUAAAAACAUGUUACGGAUUAGAUGAAUUGGUUAAAGCCUUUGUGCUUAGUUCACAUGAGAUCAACGAAAGGGUCAAUAAUAAGGGACCUAAUAACUAUAUUCAAACAUUUGAUGAUUUGAUAGAUUUUUAUUUCAGGACCAAUAUUCUCACUUCUAACUUGUUUACAUUCUUGGACAUUUUUGUUUCCAGCUCAUCAGCUAAUCUUGUGAUUUCUAUUCUUGUGUUUGUUGCUGCAAGUAUUAUGAUGAUGGUGUUGACAUUUUUAAUACACAACUCAAUUGAAAAGACUGAACAGGAAGUCAAUCAAGUGAGAUCAUUACUGAAUUAUGUUCCUGUUGAUAAUUUGGAUGCUAAGGAAGAGCUCCGAACCUAUGUUUUGCACAAUUCCUUACCAAGCUUGAUUCAUAGAAAUCAUACGGAUUCAAAUGAUGACAAUGUUAGAAAUAUGUUAAAUGCAGCAGUCGAUGGAGCUGUAAUGUGUAAUGAUAAGGGAGAUAUUGAAAUAUUCAACCCAGCUGCUUCUAGAAUUCAUGGAAGACAAGCAGACGAAGUAUUAGGAAGACCUUUCUGGAUCCUAUUCGACACCAAAUAUCAUGAUGAAAUCAAAUCUGUAAUGUCACUUAUGAUUAAAGGCAACCAUUUGAAUCAUGCAGGAGAGACGAAAGAAGUUGAAGGCCUCAGAAAGAACGGCACCAAAUUCCCAGCCAUCAUUACAAUUUCAGGAACAACUUAUGAUUCCAAGGUGAUUUACAUUUGCUUUAUCAAAGAUAUCAGCUCUGAAAAGAAGCAAAAUGCUCUCCUUGCAGAAGAGAAGAAGAAUAGUGAAAAUCUCUUGAAGAAUAUUCUUCCAAGUGCUGUAGCUCAAAAGCUCAAAGCCGGUGAAACAUUCAUAGCUGAAAAAUUCUCUGAUGUAACAUGCUUCUUCUCUGAUAUGGUUGGUUUUACCUCUAUCAGUAGUAAGAUGGGUGCCAAUGAAUUAGUGGGAAUGUUGAACGCAAUUGUGAACGGAUUUGAUGCCCUCACAGAAAAGUAUGAUUUGGAAAAGAUUAAAACAAUUGGUGAUGCUUAUUUUGCUACAGGUGGUUUGUGGCAAACAAGUGAUCACCCUGAGAGAGUUCUCAUGUUUGCAUUGGAUACAUUCUAUGUGAUUAGAACGUACAAUACAAGUAACAUUGCUCAACAAUUGAGAAAGAUUGACAAUUUAGAUGCUCCAGAUAUUCACAAGGUUAUUCCUCAAAUAGACAUUAGAAUUGGUAUCAAUACUGGUGAGUGUGUUGCAGGUGUUAUUGGAACUAAAAAGUUUGCCUAUGAUUUAUGGGGAGACACCAUUAACGUGGCCUCUAGAAUGGAAUCUACAAGUAAACCAGGCCAAGUGCAAAUUUCCAGAAGUACCUUUGAAAGAGUUCACGAUUUACCAAAACUGAAAUUUGAAGAAAGAUUUGUUGAAGUUAAAGGAAAAGGUAAAAUGCAAAGUUAUCUUGUGGAUCCAUCCUGCCAUGAUUGUGCAAAACUUAAUGAAGAAACCAUUAAGGUUUUGAUUGAUGAAGAAAAGUCCCUACGAAAUGAACUCAAUCCAAGAGAAUCUUUUGAUUUAACAGGUGGAAAUGUUGCAGAACCACCAACAACCUUGUAA